AUGAUGCGAGUAUCGUUACUUUCGAUGCUCAUCCUGUUCGCAUCUCUCUCAAGGACCGAGUCUCGGGGCGCCCUCAGUCGGCGACAGAGAGGAGCCGGAGGCGCCAGUCCGACAUUUGAAAUCACUUCGCAGGCCGCCAAGGCUCAAGCUCAGCUCGCGCAGCGUAGAGCAUUGGCGGCUCAGCGGGCAGGGCUCGGAGGCAAGGUCAAAGUUGUGCCGAUGACGGCUGAGAUCGAAGGAUUCGCAAUCCAAUUUAAAGUGUCUGGAUCCGAUGAGGAUCUCCAACCGGCAGCCAAGGCCGGAGCGCUCAUCCGGGCCUCCGCCGAACAAGCCACUGCUGACAGCUCGGGAGGAAAAGGGAUCAAUCUCGUGCUUCAUGGAGAUGGAGGCCAAUCCUUCUUCGACUUUCCAAACAAAGGCGAGCACGAAGGCUUGCUGGGCGUCGUCGCUCUGGCUCCAAAUGACAAGAUGUUUUGGGGCGGGGGCGCCGGAAACAGGCGUACCGAUGGCGAGUUACAUUCAGGAUUGCUGGAUGCACUGAUUAGAAAGGUACUCCCCCAGGUAAUCAAAAUGGACCCAACCAAAGUAUUUUUCAUGGGAAUUAGCGGAGGAAGUUUUCUAUUGAGUGGUUUUUUCUUGCCACUUUUUGCUGAGAAGUACAACAGCGGUGCGAUCCUUGGAUGUGGCGGCCUUGCGCCGAAGGUGAAACCAUCGGUAAAUUUCGGGAAAACCCUGGGCACCAUGCGAAUACAUUUCCAAACUUCUGCGCGGGAGCAGGACGGCAUUCAAGUGACGAUUCCUCAGGCAAUUGUGAGCUAUGUUGGCCUCGCUGCGAAGGCUGGCGUGGAUAAGGAGACGCUAGGGAAGAAACUUACGGCGGACGCAACGCCCAAAGGAACCCAUUGUGUUUUCGAUGGGAAAGGUUUUGUUAGCGGGAUCCAGCUGUUAGCUGAUGACUAUAUCAUCCUCGGAGAUGGAGAUGCAAAAGGCCUUGGGAAAGUUUCAACAAGCGUAUUGGAGAAUGACCAAAAAUUUGCGUCCGGUCGACCUUUAACAAAAUUGACAAGGUGA
Puccinia triticina is the source of this 1071-nucleotide messenger RNA. RefSeq lists its product as uncharacterized. The record is from RefSeq and is a predicted model, not a curated record. The transcript is spliced from 7 exons. Lineage: Eukaryota; Fungi; Basidiomycota; Pucciniomycetes; Pucciniales; Pucciniaceae. The coding region runs from base 1 to 1071 and encodes 356 amino acids.